Rhipicephalus sanguineus (brown dog tick) is the source of this 875-nucleotide messenger RNA. RefSeq lists its product as uncharacterized. Bases 67 to 729 code for a protein of 220 amino acids. NCBI's taxonomy places the organism in Eukaryota, Metazoa, Arthropoda, Arachnida, Ixodida, Ixodidae. The record is from RefSeq and is a predicted model, not a curated record. The transcript has 10 exons.
ACAAGAUCUUGGUAGCCUCACGCUGUGCAGAUUCAAGUCGGACUUGAGCCCCAUAUAGCUUAAGCUAUGUCACCUGUACUUUUUGUUUUGGCACUCCUAGUGCCAGCGGCUUUCGCUUCUCUUCCGACUGGCGGCAACUGCAUCAAUGUAACUUUACCAGGUAUUCUGAAUCUUGGACAGUGCUUUGGAACAUCGCUUAACUUUUGCUCUACAUCUGCGAGUGGACUCGUGACGGCUCUGACUAAGCUGCUAUCGUGUCUAUUCACGCCUUUGACUUCAACGAGCGGCUUAGGCGCCCUCACCGCAUUUACCGACGUCAUUACCAUUGUAUUGAGAACGAUCGGCUUCGGUUCCGUAUUAACUAGUGUGCAAAGUGCCCUGACGCCACUGUGCGCCUUGGGUGGCUCAACAGUGGUUCCCGGCUGUACCACGCUGCUCACCGGAAACCAGACAUGCUCCGCGCCCAUCUCCAUCUCACUUCCUGAUACAUUCAACGUGUCCAGGUGCCUAAACCAGACACUGCUGCUCUGUCAGAGCGGGUCACAGGCAACCGAUCAACUGCUGCUCAAUGUGAUCAAUACCAUAACGUGCCUCUUGACCUCCGUUAUAACAACCAACCCUGGAACAUCAAUUAACGGCCUUGUCUGCCUCGUCUCUCGAAUGCUUCAAGCUGUUCCUGGCCUCAACUUGUUUACAUUUUUCCUGGGUCUGGCAUUCAACUGUCCUUAAACGAAUGUUCGAGAGAACCAGAAACGCAAUAUGCUUGCAACAACGAGAGCAGCGGAUAUACGGUUAUAUUAAGUUAGCCUUAUUUUGGCAGCCACGGGUACGGCCUAAGGAAGCAUAUAUUAAGAUUACAGGGAACUGGUUGGUGG